Molecule: messenger RNA, 2040 nt
Organism: Seriola aureovittata
Lineage: Eukaryota; Metazoa; Chordata; Actinopteri; Carangiformes; Carangidae
Gene: tex261
Product: testis expressed 261
Exons: 6
Coding region: 128-718 (196 amino acids)
Biological process (GO): endoplasmic reticulum to Golgi vesicle-mediated transport
Cellular component (GO): COPII-coated ER to Golgi transport vesicle; endoplasmic reticulum membrane; Golgi membrane
Molecular function (GO): COPII receptor activity
Source: RefSeq, a predicted model, not a curated record
AGCUUUCUUCAGCCUGUACUGAAAACACAGGGGGAGGAACUUUGACCAGUGCUAGUUAGCAGUCAGCUAGCCUGUUUUGUUUCUGUAUUAUUUUCAUAUUUUUGUGUGUUGUUUCAUAUGCAGAGAGAUGUGGUUUAUUUAUUUACUGAGCUGGCUGUCGUUGGUUGUCCAAAUAUCCUUCGUCACUCUAGCAAUAGCUGCUGGCCUGUACUACUUGGCAGAACUAAUAGAAGAAUACACAGUAGCCACCAGUCGAAUAAUAAAGUACAUGAUACUGUUCUCGACAGGUGUGCUGGUAGGUCUCUAUGUUUUUGAAGGCUUCCCAAUGUUGAUGGUGGGAGUCGGCCUCUUCACCAACCUGGUGUACUUCGGCCUCUUGCAGACUUUUCCCUACAUACUGCUGAGCUCCCCAAACUUCAUCCUCUCCUGCGUGUUGGUGGUGGUGAACCAUUACAUGGCCUUCCAGUACUUUGCACAAGAGUAUUAUCCAUUCUCAGAGGUGCUGGCCUACUUCACCAUCUGCCUGUGGGUGAUCCCUUUCGCCUUCUUUGUGUCACUGUCAGCGGGGGAGAAUGUGCUGCCGUCCACUAUACAACAAGGAGAUGACGUGGUGUCUAAUUACUUCACCAAGGGAAAGAGGGGGAAGAGGUCAGGGAUCCUCCUGGUGUUCUCUUUCCUCAAGGAGGCAGUGCUGCCUAGCCGACAGAAAAUGUACUGAGGAGCUCGGACUCGGGGCGCAGGUUCAGGGGUCGGGGUGUGUGCGUGUGUGUGUGCGCGUGUGUGUGUGUGUGUGAUGGAGAUUAAGGGGAAGCUGGAAGGACUGUGGAAAUGUGUUUCUGGAUGGGACUAAAACGAAGCAGUGGCCAAAAGAGGAAGGAGAGCACACAAAGAGGACGGACCAAUGAACAGAACAGAGCUUCCUGGUGGACGAGUCCACGAGUUUACACAGGCCAUGUUUGUCUGUUCGUGUCUGUCUGUCUGUCUGUCUGUCUGUCUGUCUGUACGUACUGACUGCCAACAACAUCUACUAGAGACCUCACUGAGGGGAUCUUGUCUGUAGCGCAAUGCUUUCUUAUUGUCACAUUGGACUCCUCCAUUUUUUAAGCUUUGGUAUUAAAAUAUGUUUGUGCAGGGUUUCUAAAUUUAACAACCACCAAAUACCUGUAACCUUUGACUUUGGCAGAUAAACCAUGAUCAGUUUUUCUUCUUGACAUGACAUCCUGCUGUUAUUUGUGUGUUGUAGAUCUCACACUUCAUCGGAGUCAAUACACAAAGUAGCAUUGAAGACAGUUUAAUACGACUGUUCAAAAUUUCAUCUCCUCAGAUGAUGAAGGUGGGUUGCAGAUGACUUAGACAGCUUAAAGGUACUUUCUGGCUUAAUCCUGAAGUCCACGCUUGGUUUUCUGGUGUGAAUUGAUCCUAGAUAAAAACAGUUCAACAAGUCGCCACAGAAGCACUUAUUAAGAUGACUUAAAAUGAGAAACAGCAGUCUGUAGUUAAGUUGAAAAGAAUCAGCUUCUGAUCUAUGGAGACAGUUUUCUGAUUACAAUGUGAGGCAUGAUAUAAAAGCUCUGCCCUGCCGCAUCACAUUGAUGAAAAGGGGUUAAAUGAAGGCACUUAGAAAGGAUUACGUUUCACCCUUGAAUUGGUGAGCUACAAGAGAUCUCUCUCACUCUGGAGGAUUGACAUUUGGCCGGAAAAACGAUGCACUAGGUGAGAUUUUUUUUGUUUUCGAGCAUCUUACACAUGAAUUAAUCACCAUUGCGAUAGUCUGCAACCGGGACUGUUUAUAAGAAUUCACAGUAAUAACAAACUGAUUUUUGUACAUUCAUCAUCGAAGACAAAUGAAAACACCUCUGAAGAUCGAGCCUGUGCAAUGACUCUUGUAAGCUUACAGGUGUUGGGGACAAAAGCUGUUCAUAAUGGUUUGAUGAAAGUACUAUCAAAGAGAAAGAGAGAAAUUCUUUCUACCAAUUACUGAGUGCGAUUCAUUGUAGGCUGGUAUGCACACAACUGUAAUAAAACAUUUUGUUGAAGUAA